Messenger RNA from Hippopotamus amphibius kiboko, 5815 nucleotides. It is a transcript of the gene GPD2, whose product is annotated as glycerol-3-phosphate dehydrogenase 2. Gene Ontology annotation, molecular function: calcium ion binding; glycerol-3-phosphate dehydrogenase (quinone) activity. The record is from RefSeq and is a predicted model, not a curated record. Gene Ontology annotation, biological process: glycerol-3-phosphate metabolic process. Bases 367 to 2550 code for a protein of 727 amino acids. Gene Ontology annotation, cellular component: glycerol-3-phosphate dehydrogenase (FAD) complex; mitochondrion. Lineage: Eukaryota; Metazoa; Chordata; Mammalia; Artiodactyla; Hippopotamidae. The transcript is spliced from 18 exons.
GCGGGGGCGCGGCGGCGCCGGUGCGUCGGGUUACACUCGCCCUGCCUGCCCGGGGGUGACACCCACGCGCUCCUCGCCGCGCGUCCCGGGGCCGAGGCGCUGACUCGGGGGAGGCAGACUCCGCCCCGGCCGGAGGAACUGGGUGCUCCUGCCCUCGCUCCCCUCGCGCCAGAGGAUCGAUCUCAGAUAGGGAAGGACUGAAUGGAAGGACUGAACGGAAGGACUGAACGGAUGGUGUUAUAAAAGCAGUUGUAGAUAUCCUUCAGAAUACUCAGGAAAUUCCAUCAGGACUCAUCACCUUUGAGAUAAGAAGAAAACUUGGAAGUUGUUUUAUAGAGGAAGAAGCAACUAAUAAAAGGCUAAGAAAUGGCAUUUCAAAAGGCAGUGAAAGGGACUAUUCUUGUUGGAGGAGGUGCUCUUGCAACUGUUCUAGGCCUUUCUCAGUUUGCUCAUUACAGAAGGAAGCAAGUGAACCUGGCCUUUGUUGAAGCAGCGGACUAUGUUUCAGAACCUGUUAACAGGGAGCCUCCUUCCAGAGAAGCUCAGAUACUGACUUUGAAAAACACAUCUGAAUUCGAUGUACUUGUCAUUGGAGGAGGAGCAACAGGAAGCGGCUGUGCCCUAGACGCGGUCACCAGAGGACUAAAAACAGCCCUUGUAGAAAGAGAUGAUUUCUCAUCAGGGACCAGCAGCAGAAGCACUAAAUUGAUCCAUGGUGGUGUGAGAUAUCUUCAGAAGGCUAUCAUGAAGUUGGAUAUUGAGCAGUACAGGAUGGUAAAAGAAGCCCUUCAUGAGCGAGCCAACCUACUAGAAAUUGCUCCCCAUUUAUCAGCUCCGUUGCCUAUAAUGCUUCCAAUUUACAAGUGGUGGCAGUUACCUUACUACUGGGUAGGAAUCAAGCUAUAUGAUCUGGUUGCUGGAAGUAACUGCCUGAAAAGCAGUUAUGUCCUCAGCAAAUCAAGAGCUCUUGAGCAUUUCCCAAUGCUUCAGAAGGACAGACUGGUAGGAGCAAUUGUCUACUAUGAUGGACAACACAACGACGCACGGAUGAACCUAGCCAUCGCUCUCACUGCUGCCAGGUACGGGGCUGCCACUGCCAAUUACAUGGAGGUCAUGAGCUUGCUCAAGAAGACAGACCCCCAGACAGGGAAGGAGCGUGUGAGUGGUGCGCGGUGCAAGGAUGUCCUCACAGGGGAGGAAUUUGAUGUAAGAGCCAAGUGUGUUAUCAAUGCCACAGGACCUUUCACAGACACUGUGCGCAAAAUGGAUGAUAAGGACGCUGCCGCUAUCUGCCAGCCAAGUGCUGGCGUCCACAUCGUGAUGCCUGGUUAUUACAGCCCAGAGAGCAUGGGACUUCUUGACCCAGCGACCAGUGAUGGGAGAGUUAUUUUCUUCUUACCCUGGCAAAAGAUGACUAUAGCUGGCACUACCGACACUCCAACUGAUGUCACACACCAUCCGAUUCCUUCCGAAGAAGACAUCAACUUCAUUUUGAAUGAAGUGCGUAACUACUUGAGUUGUGACGUUGAAGUAAGAAGAGGGGAUGUCCUGGCAGCGUGGAGCGGUAUUCGCCCCCUUGUUACAGAUCCCAAGUCUGCAGAUACACAGUCUAUCUCUCGAAAUCACGUUGUGGAUGUCAGUGAGAGCGGCCUCAUCACUAUAGCAGGUGGAAAGUGGACGACCUAUCGAUCUAUGGCAGAAGAUACCAUAAAUGCUGCGGUCAAGACCCACAAUUUGAAAGCAGGACCAAGCAGAACAGCUGGGCUUUUCCUUCAAGGGGGCAAAGAUUGGAGCCCCACACUCUACAUCAGGCUUGUUCAGGAUUACGGACUUGAAAGUGAGGUGGCCCAGCAUCUUGCCGCCACCUACGGUGACAAGGCUUUUGAGGUGGCCAAAAUGGCAAGUGUGACGGGAAAACGGUGGCCCAUUGUUGGAGUGCGUCUUGUAUCAGAAUUUCCGUACAUUGAAGCAGAGGUGAAAUAUGGGAUUAAGGAGUACGCCUGCACUGCAGUGGAUAUGAUUUCCCGUCGUACUCGCCUGGCCUUUCUAAAUGUCCAGGCAGCAGAGGAAGCCCUACCCAGGAUUGUUGAACUGAUGGGCAGAGAACUGAAUUGGAGUGAUUCUAAAAAAGAGGAAGAACUUGAAACAGCCAAGAAGUUUCUAUAUUAUGAAAUGGGCUAUAAAUCUCGAUCAGAACAGUUAACAGAUCGCUCUGAAAUAAGCCUACUGCCUUCAGACAUUGACAGGUAUAAGAAGAGAUUUCAUAAGUUUGAUGCAGACCAAAAAGGCUUUAUUACCAUUGUUGAUGUUCAGCGUGUAUUAGAGAGUAUCAGUGUCCAAAUGGAUGAAAAUACACUACAUGAAAUUCUGAAUGAAGUAGAUUUGAACAAAAAUGGACAGGUUGAACUCAAUGAAUUUUUGCAGCUGAUGAGUGCUAUUCAAAAAGGAAGGGUGUCUGGAAGCCGGCUUGCUAUACUCAUGAAAACUGCAGAAGAGAACCUUGACAGACGAGUCCCCAUCCCCGUGGACCGAAGUUGUGGAGGAUUGUGAGUCUGAGCAGUAAAUCCACAGCCAACAAACACAGGAACAAGAAAUCAUCAUGUAACAAACCAGAGAUGACUUACACCACUCCAAAAUAGUGGACACGAAUAGCUGCCUCGUUUUAACACUGGAAAACAUUCCAAAGCUUUAGGAUGUCCAUAUAUACGCUUUAUUUGUAUUUGCCAUUCAAUCUAGCUUCUUGAGUGUAUUUUAUCUUUUUUUUCCCUCACUUUCAGUGCACACUGGUUUAAUGUUUUGCAUUCAUUUGUGACCUGUUAGACUGGAUAUGCUCCCUUUUUGUUUGUUUAUUCAUUUAUUCUAAGUCAGAUUUAGAGGCAGACUAUUUUGGCAGAGAUUGAAAAAAGAAGCUGGGAACAUUUCAUGAUUUGCACAAAGCUCUGGCCAUUAAGCUUGUUGAUAGUAUUCAUUCUCAAAAGAAAUUGAGUGGGGUGGGACCUAUUAAAACAAUGGUGUCUCUGGAGACCCCUCAGCCCUUUAUUUCUUCCAGCUUGUCUGCCUUCCUCAUCCAAACUUUAUAUCUAGAGCAUGACUGGCGAAAUUGGAGAAGGAAGAAAAAAGUUUAGAUCUGGUUAUAAGAGCAAGUCUCAAAGAGAAACUGAAAGCUUCCAGAAUCACAGGUACAAGAUAUAAGGAUAGCAUUGACAUUUGCUGAGAGUUGCAGUGAUAGUUUCAUCUCAGCAAUUCAUUUUUUUUCACCAGUGACUGCUGGUUUUUCUUUGACUAUUACAGUUGCCAGGAAGAUCCUUGCUCUUCUUACUUUCAAACCAGCAUUUAAGUGGCAAGUUGGAUACAGUGGGAUGAGACUAAAUUUCUCAGAUCUUUACAGUAGUCAUAAAUUUAAGGAUUAAAAACCUGUGUUUAUAUAUCCAUAUAUUAUAGCACAAUUUUCAAUCCCCAAAUCCUAGAUCUUGGAGCAUGUGAUACUGUCAGACAUGACCUAUUUCACUCAGGUUAUUGCAUCAUUUUGGGGAGUAUUUGUAAACAGGUAGUAAAAGGGGAUAGAAGUAGCCUUUAGUUAACUUUAGUUAUAAUUAUUUGUAAAAAGGCAUAAAAUUGCAAUGUUCAAGGUUAUUUUAAUUGCUUAAAGCCUUUCUCCCUCUGUACUCAAUGGAAAAGUUCGCAAUCGACCAAAAAGAAAAAAAGAAAACCACACUCAACACACACAUACACAUUGCCCCAUCACACACAUACACAUUCAAAGAAAGACAAAACAAAACAAAACAAAAAUCAACCGCCCAGAAUUUAGUAAAUAUGUAGCAUACUGAAUUUAAAGGGCCAAUUUGGUAUGAUUUUGCAAUACUUUGGUUGCAUUUUAGCCGGUCAUCUGAAUGUUUAUUCAUUGUACUUCCUCUUCUGAAGUUAAUUACCUACUUUUUUUUAAAGAUCAUAUCGUGUAUGAAAUGGGAAAUAUAACCCUUUACUUACUGUCGGGUUUUCAUCGUCCAGACUUGAGAUCUUAAUUUUUCAAACUGGUACAUAAAAUACUUUUGUGCUAUUAUUUCUAUAUAUGUCAACACUGUAAAAUAUCUUUAUGCCUCAUUCAAGCAGGGUGUGAGCCUGUCUGCCAUAAUUACACACUGGAGGUUCACUCACGUAAGCCCCUACCCCCACCUCGGAAAUAAACAAUUAAGAUAGCACCUUAACUCAUUUUGCUUUUAUAUGAAGUUUAGACUCGCCACUUCCUAAAGGAAGACCUAAAACAGCGAAAGUGACGCUCCCAGGUAUCACUGUGAACUUUUUUCUUUUAAGGUGUGAAUUUUUUUACACUUUUUUUUUUUAAUAAUAGAAACAUGUGGCUUUGUAAUGUAGUGUUUUUCUAUCAAGACAAUACUUUCACUGUUUAGAGCCCAGUGACCCUUAAUAGAUAGAAGAGCUGUCCUUUAAAACAUCAGAGAUGAUGUACCACAAAACCGUACAUUCGUGCUCUCUCUCUUUCUCUCCUUUUCUAGUUAAAUCAAGAUAACGAUGCCUUGUAUCCUCCCUGAAUCCAUUACAGUAGGCACUGGGCUUAUAACCUGACUGGCCUGGGCAGAGCUGUAUUUGAAAAAAGGCCUUGUUUGUGCACGCUGUGUUAUGAGUCAAGUUCCUUUAAGGACAAAGAGAAACGCACUUUUCUUCUUUUAAGCAUAUCUGCUUUUGCUUAAAAUCUGCUAAUUCUAAAACAUACGCUCCUUCACCAAUCCCAGAGACUUGUCUUGGAAAUGAGCUGGUUCCAAGUCUUUACUGUGAAUAAAGCACCCCCGCAUUUUUGUGUAAGUUCUUAAUUAAACCUGUGCAGCUUCUUCACCUGAUUUCAGAAAAGGAGAGAAGAAAUGGGGGGAGGGGGAGGGGUGUGAGUGUGAUUCAAAAUCUAUUCUAAGCGCAAAAGAAUUUUUUUUUCUUUUUGUAUAAACAUGGUAUUAACUGAUUCUGUUGGGGUGGGUGUGGGGUGUGCAGAGAUUGUCUUUUAUCAUCAAGUGAUUUAUUUAAAGAGCCUUUAAGGGGAUUCAGGUGAAGGAACCUCCAUCUGUGGUGGCGAGCUGGAUGCUCCUUUCAAUAGCCCUUUCCACAGUCAUAACAGUAGUGAUAAGGCUGGAUUAUUUGUUAAGCCAAGGUUGUCUGCCUCAUAUCCAUCAUGCUGUUUGCAAUAUUCUUGCUUUCAAUCAAUUUUUACUGAGUGCCACUUUAGGAUUUCUACUACUAAAUGCAUGCUCCCUAUUCUGCUUUAGUUUCUAGCUUUGUUUUGUCUUUUUCAAAAUAUGUAGCUUACUCUUUUGUACAACAACAAAAAAUUCAUUCUUUUACUAAACAUACUGUAAGAAUGAUCAUUGAUCUUAUUUCCUAUUUAUAUGUAUUUGUAAAGAUUUUUGGCAUAUGAAUGUAAUAACAUUGAUGGCAAUGAAGCUAAUAACUUGCACUGUUUUGCAUUAUGUCAACCCUUUUUUGGGAGUGAAAAAGUCCUACUGUGCUUUUUAAAGAAUAUCAAGUAUAAGCCCAGUACUGGAGUCGAUAUACACACUGCAUGUUUUCAUAUAUGGCAUUUUUUAUGUAUUGUGUUGGGUUAUUGUUCUAGAUUGGACUGUUAAAUACUGUGUUUGAGGCUGGGUUGUCAUUUUUAUAACUGUCUUGGUGUUUUAUCACCAUUAUUUAUUACUUUUGAUAUACAGAAUGAGCUGCAUGCAUUUAUAGAGCAAUAAGAGGAUGUAUUUAAUGUGCCUUGUUUUUAACUGAAUAAGAACUGAAAGCAUGAAUCAAUAAAACUGAUUAAAAUGGU